Messenger RNA from Acanthopagrus latus (yellowfin seabream), 2052 nucleotides. It is a transcript of the gene galk2, whose product is annotated as galactokinase 2. NCBI's taxonomy places the organism in Eukaryota, Metazoa, Chordata, Actinopteri, Spariformes, Sparidae. The coding region runs from base 321 to 1697 and encodes 458 amino acids. Gene Ontology annotation, biological process: carbohydrate phosphorylation; galactose metabolic process. Gene Ontology annotation, cellular component: cytoplasm; cytosol. The transcript is spliced from 10 exons. Gene Ontology annotation, molecular function: galactokinase activity; ATP binding. The record is from RefSeq and is a predicted model, not a curated record.
AAAAAAAUUACAUAUAUCGUGACGUCAUCACGUCACCUGCGUUCCGCUGCGUACGUUGAACGACCACUCCUCCUUCUACAGAUACUUCCGUGUUUUGGCCGCUGCAGCAGCCUCGACUGUUUCAGAGUCAGCUCUUUUGUUACAAACAGGAACUAACCAGCACUAAUCUGAGCUGAACUCGUGAUUAAGAACUGAUCUCAGUUCAGCGGUUUACUCUGAUGACAGUCAGCUGAUCGUGAUCAGGAUAUGUGACAAGCUUUGAGUUCUCCAGCCCGAGAACAAGAAGUACGUUCAUAAUUUUUUUUUUUUAAGUUGCAGACAUGGCCACUAACCCACCAAAGUUAAGGACUAAGAUUACUGCCAAUGAACGGCUGCAAAACCUGAAGAAUACUUUUGAGACUAAGUAUGGAGAAGCUCCUCUCUUCUAUGCAUAUGCACCAGGACGGGUAAAUCUAAUAGGAGAGCAUAUCGAUUACUGCGGCUAUUCUGUCCUUCCCAUGGCCAUUGAACCGAAUAUCCUCGCAGCCGUCUCAGUGAACACUUCAGGGACAAUCACACUGGCCAACACAAACCCUCAAUACAAGGAUUACUCCGUGUCAUGUUCAGAGGACAUCGCCAUCGACAGAGAAAAUCCAAAGUGGCAUUAUUAUUUUCUCUGUGGAGUGAAAGGUAUCCAGGAGAAGUUUGGGAUCGUUCAGUUGGCUGGGAUGUCAUGUGUCGUCGAUGGAACCAUUCCUCCGAGCUCGGGCCUAUCCAGCUCUAGUGCCUUAGUUUGUUGUGCCGGGCUUGUAACAAUGGAGGCAAAUCAGAAGUCGCUCUCCAAGGUGGCGCUUGCCGAGCUAUGUGCCAGAUGUGAGCGCUACAUCGGCACAGAGGGCGGAGGCAUGGACCAGUCCAUCUCAUUCCUGGCAGAGAAGGGAACGGCCAAGCUGAUAGAGUUCCAGCCUCUGAGAGCCACUGAUGUGAAGCUCCCUGGUGGGGCUGUGUUUGUGAUCUCCAACUGCUGUGUGGAGAUGAACAAAGCUGCUUCUUCUCACUUCAACAUCCGUGUGGUGGAGUGUCGCAUCGCGACAAAGAUACUGGCCCAGGCCCGGGGUCUGGACCCGAGCAGGUUGAUGAAGCUGGCCCAGGUUCAGAUGGAGCUGAAGGCCUCCCUGGAGGAGAUGCUGGCUCUGGUGGACGAGGUGCUGCAUCCUGAGCCAUACGGCCGAGAGGAGAUCUGCAAGGUGCUGGGCAUCACCUCGGAGCAGUUUUCAACAGAGCUGCUGAGCGCUAACACCCAGCAUGAGAUGCAUUUCAAGCUGCACCAGCGAGCCAAGCACGUGUACGGUGAAGCUGCGCGGGUGCUGCGGUUCAAAAACGUGUGUGACUCUGAACCUGCCGACUCCGUACAGCUACUGGGAGACCUGAUGAACCAGAGCCAUGCCAGCUGCAGAGACCUGUAUGAGUGCAGCUGCACUGAACUGGAUCAGCUGGUGGACAUCUGUCUGAAGUCGGGGGCUGUGGGCUCUCGGCUGACAGGAGCAGGUUGGGGCGGCUGUGCCGUCUCCAUGGUUCCUGAUGAGAAGGUGGAGUCCUUCUUACAAGCAGUGAGGGAGGCCUACUACCUCCCUGACCCACGCAGAGCAGCGAUGGAGAAACAGAGUCUGUUUGUGUCGAGGCCAGGUGGAGGAGCUGCAGUUUUACUCGAGGAGUGAAAGACACCAGUGAUGUCUGUUUAUACAGCUAUCAUAUAGUCUUACAAACAUGGCUGCAGGGAAAUAAAUGGCAAUUUUCACACUUUCACUUGAGACAGGGGGCACUAGCAAAUAACAAUGCAAAAUGUCACCCUUACUUUGCUGUUUACUUUAACUUCUUCACUUUCCACAGAUUAUUCUUGAAUAACAAGGGCCAAAAUAUCAUUAACAGUGGUGAAUUAUUUCUUACAAAGGGAAUAUUGUUUUUUGUGUCGAAACAUGUUUAUUAAAAUCAGGAAUGUUUGGCGUUUUGUUUUUUGUUUUUUUUAUAAGUUGAUUUCUAAAAGAGGACAAAUAAAACAACAAUCAUGUUUAA